AUGGUGCAGGAAAGACAUCCCCAAGGUAAGGGAGUCUGCUGGACCCUGAGACUCUGGUCAGCUGCUGUGAUUUCCAUGUUACUCCUCAGCACCUGUUUCAUCGCGAGCUGUAUGGUGACUUACCAGUUCAUGAUGGAGAAGCCCAAUAGAAGACUGUCUGAACUUCACACAUAUAAUUCCAGUCUCACCUGCUGCAGUGAAGGGGCGAUGGUGUCAGAAAAAAUGUGGGGAUGCUGCCCAAAUCACUGGAAGUCAUUUGGCUCUAGCUGCUACCUCAUUUCUACCAAGGAGAACUUCUGGAGCAUCAGUGAACAGAACUGUAUUCAUAUGGGAGCUCAUCUGGUGGUGAUCAAUACUGAAGCUGAACAGAAUUUCAUCACCCAACAGCUGAACGAGUCACUUUCUUACUUUCUGGGUCUUUCUGAUCCACAAGGUAACAGCAAAUGGCAAUGGACUGAUAAUACUCCUUUCAGUCAAAACGUCAGGUUCUGGCACCCCCAUGAGCCCAAUCUUCCGGAAGAGAGGUGUGCUUCAAUAGUUUACUGGAAUCUUUCAAAAUGGGGCUGGAAUGAUGUUUUCUGUGAUAGUAAACACAAUUCAAUAUGUGAAAUGAAGAAGAUUUACCUAUGA
Molecule: messenger RNA, 630 nt
Organism: Rattus rattus (black rat)
Lineage: Eukaryota; Metazoa; Chordata; Mammalia; Rodentia; Muridae
Gene: Clec6a
Product: C-type lectin domain containing 6A
Exons: 6
Coding region: 1-630 (209 amino acids)
Biological process (GO): antifungal innate immune response
Cellular component (GO): external side of plasma membrane
Molecular function (GO): carbohydrate binding
Source: RefSeq, a predicted model, not a curated record